AUGGAUAUCAUCGACCCGGGCGAGUAUUAUGCUGAUGGCGAACAUGACGGAUUCAUCUGUCCGACUGAGCCGAUGACAAUCGUACACAUCGAGGUACCUGACGGCAAGGUCUAUCCCGUCUACGCCGAACUUCUCAUCCACUUCUCGGACUAUUUUCGAGUCGCUUUGAGUGAUCGCUGGAAGCAAUCCGAGACGUUGAAGCUCAAGCUCAUCGAUCGAGAGUGGUCUUCCGUAUUUCCACUAUUCGUCCAUUUCAUCACUCGAAUGAAGAUCCAGAAAACAAGCUUGACUGAGCCGGUUCUAGAGAUUUGGGGCAACGAGGUAAUCUACGAGGAUUACCAGCGACCUACCUGGCGAGAGUGCGUCAACCUUUGGCUUCUUGGCGACUACCUGCAGGCACCCAAACUUCAGAACAACGUCAUAGAUGUUAUGGUGAACAGAGUGCAGCUUGGAUGGUGCUGGGGCAGCGACACUUGGCGUCGGGACUUUGUGCCGCCUUUCCAUGUUGCUCGUCGAGUUUGGGAGGCAACGCUGCCUGAUUCACCUCUGCGAUCUUUUUUCCUCGAUAUACUCAAUAAUCCUGGAUGCGUACAGGACCCCAAACUCUUCAUAGGUAAUGCGGCAAUAUUGACAUCAGAGAUCACAGUUGACUUCAUCAUCCACCUUGCUCGCCACUGCCUUCGUCUCUGUCAUACUGGCAACGAUCUGGCAACAAGAACCUACUCAAGCUGCAAUACCGGGGGUGGUGUCUUGUGUGCUAAGCCAGACUGCCCGAGAUGUCAACCUCAGCGUCUUUGUGGACAUGUUGCAGGGAGCCUUACACAAAGUCUAAAACCCCAUGACUACUAUGUCAAGGACAGGGUUCCCAAGAUGCAGAAGGUCUGA
Truncatella angustata is the source of this 885-nucleotide messenger RNA. RefSeq lists its product as uncharacterized. The record is from RefSeq and is a predicted model, not a curated record. Lineage: Eukaryota; Fungi; Ascomycota; Sordariomycetes; Amphisphaeriales; Sporocadaceae. Bases 1 to 885 code for a protein of 294 amino acids. The transcript has 2 exons.